Chrysoperla carnea is the source of this 1216-nucleotide messenger RNA. Its product is annotated as speckle-type POZ protein-like. Gene Ontology annotation, cellular component: cytoplasm; nucleus. The transcript has 2 exons. The coding region runs from base 150 to 1196 and encodes 348 amino acids. The record is from RefSeq and is a predicted model, not a curated record. Lineage: Eukaryota; Metazoa; Arthropoda; Insecta; Neuroptera; Chrysopidae. Gene Ontology annotation, biological process: regulation of proteolysis; proteasome-mediated ubiquitin-dependent protein catabolic process. Gene Ontology annotation, molecular function: ubiquitin protein ligase binding.
GAACGUUAUAAAACGUCCCACGUUUUUCAUUUAUAUCAUUACAAAAAGUGAUAAUAUCGAAAAGCUUUCUGUGUUAGAAUUGAUUAUAUGUAUACUACAGUAUUUUCUGGAGUAGUGAGUCACCGUACCGUAUGAUAAACUAGGAGAAAAUGGAUCACGCAGGAAUUACGAAUUUAAAAAAAAAUAAGUUUUCUUACCUAUGGACUAUAAAUAAUGUUACUGCUUUCUUACAACCAAAACUAGCUUUUGAUGAGGGGUUAGUAUCUCCCACAUUUACCAAAGGGAAUAAUAAUAAUUUAGCAUGGUCUCUUAAAAUAACUAAAUAUAUGGAAAUUCAGCGAAGGUUCGAGGAUAAUCAACAAAAGUUCGACUGUCUGACGUUUGCUAUAAAACUAGUAUCAAGUUAUAAAACUAAAACACCAGCGGUAUAUAAACUUUCAUUUGUAAAUGAUAAAGAAGAAUUAAUAACAAAAGUAGAAAAUGGAUAUGAAUUUGGCAUAGGAUUUGAAGCAAAUAUCUAUUCUACCAAUGUGAGUGCAAUUUUAAAUAAGCAGAAUGGAUUAAUUUCUGAUGAUAAAUUCAAAAUAUUUUGUCAAAUAAGUGUAAUAGAAAUAGUUACGGGUGAUACUAUAGAAAGUAUCAUAAAAGUGCCAAAAUGUCGAAUAAUUGAUGAUCUUGAAAUUCUAUUUGAAACAAAAAAGUUUUGUGAUGCCACUUUAUCCGUUGCUGAUGGCAAGGAGUUUCAAGUACAUAAAACCAUUCUGGCAGCUCGGAGUCCUAUAUUCGCCGCAAUGUUCGAUCAUGAAAUGGAAGAACGCAAGCUAAAUCGUGUAAAUAUAACCGAUAUUGAAUAUGACAUAUUACAUGAACUAUUGAAAUUUAUAUAUACGGGAAAAGUAGAUAAUUUACAAACGAUGGCUUCGGAACUUUUAGCGGCAGCUGAUAAAUAUGCUCUAGAAAGAUUGAAGAUAUUAUGUGAGAAAGAAUUAUGUAGAAAUUUGUCAAUAGAGAAUGCAGCGGAAACUUUAAUAUUUGCGGAUCUUCACGGAGCUAAUCAGUUAAAAGCUCAGGCUAUUAAUUUUAUUAACAACAAUCCAAAGGUAGCGGCUACUGUGGGAUGGAAAAAACUGAAAGAGACAUACUCGCAUUUAAUUACGGAUGUAUACGAAGAACUUUUAACUUUAAGAAUCCUGUGAACUUUUUGUCACAUAAUUAU